AUGACUGGGGACAUUAUAGCAGGGUCACAGGCUAAAAUCCAUAGUCUGGAGCACCCACGGAACACCUGGCUGAACGGUCGUCUUGGCCUCGUUGAGGAGGUGCAGGAAGACGGCUUCGUUGUGUUCACUCUCAAGGAGCUGCAUCCUCAUCGAGGUAGCCUCCCGGAAGCCGAACCGCAACGUAUUCGACUGCACUCUCGGAAUUUGGAACCCUUCGCUGGUCCACAAACGGAGUUGGCGAUGGAGGGCGAUUUGGAAAUCCAUCAAGGAUGCAAGGCGCGGAUCACUGGUCUGGUGAAACACAGCGGAUUCAAUGGCGUAGAAUGUAUAGUGGAUAAGUGGCAUAUGGACAAGGAAAGGUGGAUAGUACGUCUGCAAGGGUCUCCUGACAAGCGAGUACUUGUACGUGAGCGCAAUCUACAGCUUGUGGACGGUCUCAAGAACGAAGACAAAGUUGCCAGCGAGGUCCUGAAACCCCAGUUCUGGAAAGAUGCAGUGCCAGACCCAUCUGAUCCACGUUCUCUUAUCGGUCGCUACGUUAAAAGGACCUUUAGUGGUACUCCCGUGUAUGGGAAGAUCCUCCGAUGGUAUGGCCCUCGUCUGGGUUUCUUCAUCCGAUAUGAAGACGGCGAAAGCGAGCACUGCUCGGUCAGUGCUGUGAGACGCAUCAUCAUCCGGAGUCAAACUCCGGAUAUCUCUCUGCAAGACCGACGGCUGGCUGAUCGGAAAAUUGGAGAAUACCCAUCGAGAUGGGUACGCAGUAUCAAACGAGUGUUGCAGACUCGAAAACGUUAUAUCGUGCCAGACUGUAAGGAAUCUCUAUGGGACUCCUGUGCAUGGGCGGACAGUGUGUCCAGUCCUGUCACCAUCCCUGAUGUCCUCGUUACUAACAUACACUCUAAACGCUACCUCCAUGAUUUGGUUUCUAUUGAUAAUUAUCUACAACAACAAGUGGAGCUCAAAGACAAGCCUCUAGAGGAAAUAGCCGACAGGGAAUGCUGUAUGGAUCCCUAUACUCUAAAGGCCGCCCUCCUCCGUUGUGGUAUGAUGCGGGAUGCCCUUGUGGCGGUCCUCUCUGGUAGUGUCCCUACAGCGUUUGUCCUGGCUCGUCCGGCAUGCCAUCAUGUACCAUAUCGUUUGUCUCUGGGCUUCUGUUUCGUCAACGCCGUUGCAUACGCCAUUAAGGUGGCGCAAGCGGCGGCGGUCCACGAGGGCCGUAGAAUUAAAUUUGCGAUACUAGACGUCGACGUCCAUCAUGGUAACGGUAACGAGUCUGCUUUCUAUCGAGAUGCGGACGUCUUGCACAUGUCAAUCCAUCGAUGGGGUAAAUCCCGAGAUGGUGGUAUCAUCAUGCCGGGCACGGGGGCCCAUACGGACCUUGGUCGGCAAGCAUCUGGUGCCCGUGGGAUGAACCUCAAUUUCGAAAUGCGAGAAGGCGAUGGUGAUAGGGAAUACACUGAUGUGGUGACCCAGAUCACUCGCCCGGUCCUGGAGCAAUGGAAGCCCGAUAUAUUAUUGUUGCUAUGUGGUUUCGAUGCGCUCGACCAUUCACAGUCACAAUUCAAGUUCCAGGGGCCGGGGAUGGACUGUCGCUUGUCACCCGAUUGGUGA
Messenger RNA from Perkinsus marinus ATCC 50983, 1611 nucleotides. RefSeq lists its product as hypothetical. The coding region runs from base 1 to 1611 and encodes 536 amino acids. NCBI's taxonomy places the organism in Eukaryota, Perkinsozoa, Perkinsida, Perkinsidae. The record is from RefSeq and is a predicted model, not a curated record. The transcript is spliced from 15 exons.